Molecule: messenger RNA, 1785 nt
Organism: Fomitopsis serialis
Lineage: Eukaryota; Fungi; Basidiomycota; Agaricomycetes; Polyporales; Fomitopsidaceae
Exons: 7
Coding region: 142-1470 (442 amino acids)
Cellular component (GO): Golgi apparatus
Source: RefSeq, a predicted model, not a curated record
UGGGAGCUGUAUCAAGACUUGGAUGGUCCCUUGCUCUCUCCGGUAGCUUCGCAGUCCGAGUCUCCCUCGACGCUCCCUUUGGCUCGCUUCGUUCGCAGGACGACCACGUCGAGCUCUUCUGCUUGAAUCGCUCUUUUCACCAUGUCCUCCCACCCCAUUCCUUACCCCCCCGCUCUCCCCGCCGACCCAGCCUCACGGUCACGACUCCCCGGCGACGACAAGGCCCCGUUCGACGACCUCAUCGACCAAUACGCCGUCUCCUAUGCUGCCGAGCCCGUCCCCUUAGCUGGUGGGCGCGCCGACCGUGAACCCCCGCUCUACGCCCUCUCCCACCAGGUCUCCAACUACAGCGACGACUCCUUCAAGGAUGUCAAGACCCUCGAAGGCCACAGAACGGAGCGGCUAGACUGGGAGUAUCCGCCAGCCGCUGCUAAGAUCGAGCCAGUCAAGCAGGAGGAGUCCGUCAGCUGGUGGCAAGUGGCGCGGGCAAUGCUCAUCCCCGAUUCUAUCGCAUGCCGCCUAUAUCUCAUAACCGUUCUUCUGGAAACGUCAGUAGACCUUGCAAUGGAGGCAGAGCUCUUCCUGCGCCUCCGCGCUUCGACACCGAUCGGUAGCACCGACGAUCAGCAGUCAGACAAGAUGCCAGUAUAUUUGAGCAUCUUUGCCAUGGCACACGUCUUCCAAUUUGCCAUGGCCUUGGACGCCGUUAACGACCGGAACACACUGCAGUUCAUUGCCCUGACGAUCUUCAAUGCCCUAUUUCUCGUAUACGCUAUUAUCCAGAUUGGGGAAGUCGGAAGCAUUCUCGUUCAAGAAACAUCUGGGAUUUCCAUUCACACUCUUGCCUCCAUCGUGCCCGUCGUCAUCGCUGUUGCCGAACUCGCCUAUGUUGGCCUAGCAUGGAAGAUCUACACGGAAUUUGGUUGGAAAGUAUACAAAUUCCUUGGUGCGGACCGCCGGAUCAAGUCGAUGUACACUUACUACCAGAUUUUCCUGUGUCUGGUGAAGUUCGACUUGUUCUUCUGGGUGGGCUUCUCGGUCCAGUUCAUCUGGCUCGUCCUGAACAAGCACAACGCGGAAUACUACCUCACUUGCCUUGCUUUCCCUCUAUCCAUUCUUGUCCUCAUCAAUGGCCACGUUUCUGCCCGUCGCGAGAGCAAGUGGAUGAUGUAUACCUUCAUAACUGGCUGCGUUGGCGCACUGGUUUACUUCAUGUACAAGUUGAUCAAGGUUGUGAGACUGCGCGAGACAAGCACAUUUAUCGACGUCUGGCAGACGCUGACAACGUUCUCUGUCCUCGCCAUCGUCCUACUGCUUACAACAUUCGUUUUCGCGUGCAUUGUCAUGAACAACUUCGGGCGAGGAUUAGCCAACCAAAUGGCAAAGAAGCAGAUGGCACGGCGCGGCAAAUCACAAGACUUGUACCGAGGGCCUAUGAGAGAUCAUCCAAACCGGAUGAGUAUCGAAUAAGGGCAGUCUCGCCUAAACCCAAGGACUUGUAUCGAUGUCAUGUACCAUUUCACCAUAUUGCGAGUACGCUUCGCGGACAUCGUUUUCGUACUUACCAGCAUCUCACUUGCAUUACUUAGUACAGCAACAUCCAGCCAUUCCUCUACAUACAUUCUGGUGUACCGCUUCUUGAGGGUAUCACCAGCGCCUUACGCCUUGAUAUGUUGUUGCUGGUCUUCAGUCACUGAGGCGUUCCUUACCUUACACCUCGUCGUAUACUUCCUCUUGGCCGUUCUUCUCCUUCGUGGUAUAUACCUGUUACACUUGUCUCGGAGG